Molecule: messenger RNA, 1224 nt
Organism: Aspergillus nidulans FGSC A4
Lineage: Eukaryota; Fungi; Ascomycota; Eurotiomycetes; Eurotiales; Aspergillaceae
Product: GPI-anchor transamidase subunit GAB1
Exons: 5
Coding region: 1-1224 (407 amino acids)
Biological process (GO): attachment of GPI anchor to protein; GPI anchor biosynthetic process
Cellular component (GO): membrane; endoplasmic reticulum membrane; GPI-anchor transamidase complex
Source: RefSeq, a predicted model, not a curated record
AUGCCGGUUGACCGCAGGAAGGUUGCUGUUUUUGGCGGCGCCCUCGCGCUGCGGCUGCUACUCCUACUCCUGUUUCCUUCCCUGCCUGACUUACUGACAGGCCGAGUGGAGGUCUCGACACCGGUGACCAGCUUCAAGAGGCUUCAAGAAGGUCUUUUCCUCUACAACCGCAAUGUGUCACCUUAUGACGGAGGCGUCUUCCACCAGUAUCCUAUUCCGACCGCACUUCUCUACUCGUUGGUCGAUUUGCUCAAUGCGAAUGCCUUAGUGACGAUCUCCGACUCCGCCCAGGCAGUAUCCGGAAGGCUGUACACUUCAUCGAGGAAACUAAUCAAGUGGGACGGAAUUGCGGUUGCGGCAUGGUUCCUGUUUAAUCCUUUUACUAUCGCAACCUGCCUUGGUCGGUCGACAGCUGUAUUCACUUCGACCGGAAUUCUCUACGCUAUUUCCGCAGCUGUUCAGGGAGAGAGCCUCAAUGCGAUGUUCGCAUUAGGCCUUGCUUCCUACCUCUCAAUCUAUCCGGCCCUCCUGUUUAUUCCGCUCAUCCUCCUUUGCUACGACCGGCACGCUCAGCGCAGUCAAAGCUCUCCGUCCACGCCUCUUUUCGUGGCAAAACACCUCGCCAUCCUUCUUGCGAGCAUUGCGGGGCUCCUUGGAAUCUCGGUCCUGAUUAUUGGUGACUUCUCGAAUCUUAUCUCCGCAACGUACGGCUUCCAGCUGCUUGUUCCGGACCUUACUCCAAAUAUUGGCCUUUGGUGGUACUUCUUCAUCGAGAUUUUCGAUUCUUUCCGGGACUUUUUCCUCGGUGUUUUCUGGCUUCAUCUCGCAGCAUACGCUGGCAGUCUGAGUGUGCGGUUACGCCGACAACCUUUAUUCGUCGUUACAACACUGUUGGGUAUCUUUGCAGUGUUCAAGCCCUAUCCGAGCAUUUCAGAUGCCUCUUUAUACUUUGCUGUGCUCCCGAUCUACCGGCAUCUCUUCCCUUUAAUGCGCUACACCUUCUUCUCCGUUUCAGCGCUUCUCUACGCCUCGCUGCUGGGUCCGGCUUUCUACCACCUGUGGAUCUACGCCGGCUCAGGAAACGCCAACUUCUUUUACGCAAUUACUCUCGUAUGGAGUCUUGGUUUUUCACUCAUCCUCGCGGAUAUGAUCUUCGCCGCUCUUCGCGACGAAUGGGAGCAGGAGAACCCAGACAAGCGCGGCAAACCCGUCAAACAAGUGUAA